Molecule: messenger RNA, 315 nt
Organism: Caenorhabditis remanei
Lineage: Eukaryota; Metazoa; Nematoda; Chromadorea; Rhabditida; Rhabditidae
Exons: 2
Coding region: 1-315 (104 amino acids)
Source: RefSeq, a predicted model, not a curated record
AUGAGUUCGGACAGCUCCAGCGCCUAUGUAAACGUGGCAGCACCAGGUGCCACAGCAUCGUUCCCAGAUGAGUCAACUCUGACGGAAAAGGAUAUUGGACAACCGAUCCAGAAGAUUUCGAAGAAGAAGAUAGUGGAGAACAAAUCAGGACCAAUCUCGCCGUCAUCCCCUGCGACGCCCCUCGAGUGCUGUUUGUGUGGGUAUCCGGGGUGUAAAGGACGGGAGGCCUACGAGAACUUGGUGAACAAGCCUCUGGAUGUUCCAGCGAUUUCGCUGCCUGUGGACUCGGAAAGGUGGGUCCCAGAUUAUAAUUGA